Molecule: messenger RNA, 3591 nt
Organism: Doryrhamphus excisus (bluestripe pipefish)
Lineage: Eukaryota; Metazoa; Chordata; Actinopteri; Syngnathiformes; Syngnathidae
Gene: neto2a
Product: neuropilin (NRP) and tolloid (TLL)-like 2a
Cellular component (GO): postsynaptic density
Molecular function (GO): ionotropic glutamate receptor binding
Source: RefSeq, a predicted model, not a curated record
GGAAGCUUGACGAUCCACUGGUUGGGCAGCUUUAAAUGCUCCUCAUGCUUGCGCGCUCCUCAGUGCGCACACGGACGAGGAGGUCGUCUCAUCUUCAUCCCUUUUAUCUCUUCUCCUCCUUUCUAUCUCUCUUUUUGGAUACCUCACCUCACCUGGCAGGAGGCAAGGCAUACCCCUCCACCUUUCUCACCUGCCCCGGGAGUCGGAAGCCAAGCUCCGGGUGACGAUGGCCGGCUGACGGCUCCGCUUGUCACCGCUCAUCCAAGCCGAGGAGGCGCCGCCAGGUGUGGGACACGCGUGAUGGAUGUACCGCUACCCUGACAGUGGAGGAGGAAGGAGAAAGUGGGACUUUGGUUGUCCUCUGAAGAUGGACACGGCUGGAAGGUUCUGCUAGAACAGGAGCAUUUGGGUCGGAACCACAACCAGGAGAGAGAAUAAUAAUGCACAGAGCGUGGAUCCUCCUUGUUCUCAUAGAAGAGGGCCUCGCUCUGGCACAGAGAACCAAAGACUCCCUGAGCGACCAUGGCGCCCAGCAGAGCCCCAGCCAGAACGAGUGCGGGACGUGGGUCCGCAACAUCAACGGCGGCGUGUUCACCUCGCCCAACUACCCCAACACGUACCCCCCCAACAAGGAGUGCGUCUACAUCCUGGAAGCGCUGCCCAGGCAGAGGAUCCAGCUGGCCUUCGACAAGAACUACUACAUCGAGCCGUCCUUCGAGUGUCGCUUCGACCACAUCGAAAUCCGCGACGGUCCCUUCGGCUUCUCGCCGCUCAUGGAGCGCUUCUGCGGCGGCAAGAACCCCGGCGUGGUGACGUCCACCGGCCGCUUCAUGUGGAUCAAGUUCACCAGCGACGAGGAGCUGGAGGGCCUGGGCUUCAGGAUCAAGUACACCUUUGUUGCGGACCCUGACUUCCAUCUGCAUGUGGGCGGACUGUUAAAUCCCAUCCCAGACUGCCAGUUUGAGCUGGGCGGCUACGAUGGCAUCAUCCGCUCCAGUCAGGUGGAAGAGGCCAAGCGAGUGAAGCCCGGAGACGCUCUGGAUUGUAUCUGGACCAUCAGGGCCCCGCCCCAGUCCAAGAUCUACCUGCGCUUCAUGGAGUACCAGAUGGAGCACUCCAACGAGUGCAAGAAGAACUUUGUGGCCAUCUACGACGGCAGCAGCGCCAUCGAGAACCUGAAGGCCAAGUUCUGCAGUACGGUGGCCAACGACGUCAUGCUGGAGAACGGCGUGGGCGUGGUGCGCAUGUGGGCCGACGAGAAGAGCCGACUGAGCCGCUUCCGCAUGCUCUUCACUUCCUUUGUGGACCCUCCCUGCUCCGCCAACACCUUCUUCUGCCACAGCAACAUGUGCAUCAACAACUCGCUGGUGUGCAACGGCGUCCAGAACUGCGUGUACCCGUGGGAUGAAAAUCACUGCAAAGAGAAGCGAUCCAGGGGUCUCUUCCAUCAGAUCACCAAGACCCACGGCACGGUCAUCGGCGUCUCCACCGGGAUAGUUCUGGUCCUUCUCAUCAUUUCCAUCCUGGUCCAGAUGAAGCAGCCCAGGAAAAAGGUGGUGGCCCGUCGGCCCGCUGUCUUCAACAAGGCGGGCCUCCAGGAGGUCUUCGACCCGCCGCACUACGAGCUCUUCUCCCUGCGUGACAAGGAGAUGUCUUCAGACAUGGCCGACCUGUCCGAGGAGCUGGACAGCUUCCACAAGGUGCGGCGCUCGUCCACCAUGUCGCGCUGCGUCCACGAGCACCACUGCGGCUCGCAGGGCUCGGUGGCGACGGGCGGCGGAGGCGGCAGCAUGAAGCACAGCCGCACCACCCUGAGCUCCAUGGAGCUGUCCUACCACAACGACUUCUCCAAGCCGCCGCCCAUGAAGACCUUCAACUCCACCGGCACCUACAAGAAGAGCUGCUACGGCUACAAGCAGCACUCACAGACUCACGACUGCGACCAGCAGGUCAUCGAGGACCGCGUCACCGAGGAGAUCCCCUGCGAGAUCUACGGGCGAGGCGGAGGGGGAGCCACCGGAGGCAUCGGAGGAGCGUCCGGCAUCGCGGGAGGAGGCAUCGGAGGAGCGGUUGGGAUUACUGGAGGCGUGGCCAUGGCCGGCGGAAUGGGCAUGCCGGGGGGGAUGGCGAUGGCGGGGCCCAGUGGCAUCGCCGGAGGCAUCGGCGGCGGGAUGGCGGGAGCCUGCGGAACCCUCACCAUCCGCGGGAACAGCUCUCGGAACAGCACCUCCGUGGUUGACCCCCAGCAGCGCUCCAUGUCCAUGGACUUCUAGAUCUUCUGUUCGGGGAGACGGGACGUGACGUUCGCUGUCCGCAGAGACCGAGAGACAACCCCAAUGAAUCCAUGGAGACUUUUUACAUCCACUCACCUGCCGUGCACAAAUAGCGUAUAUGAUAUAUAGAAACGUAUAUGUAUAGCGUGUCUUCUAAUCAUUUAUUUCUUUUACUGUGUCCCCUUAACAGUUGCAACCAACAUUCAGCUGCCUCGUCACCAACGCUUGGCUUUUUAAACUCCUUUCUGAUGGUUGCGAGGCGGAUUUUACAACACAAACGUGAAAAUCCUGGGCUCCCUGAAUGCCACAUUGCAACUUUACAGCGCUUUACCACCUACGGCUGCUUUCUCAGGCCCCCAACAUUCGUAAAAUUGGCUCCAUUUCGCUUGGUAAAACAACCAAACACACAACAUGGCUAACGUCUUUUAGCGGUGGCAGGAGCGCGAGCAGGAGGAUGUUUGGUUUCGCCACUUGGCGGGUGAAACAACGCUAACAAACAUAGCAACGGAGGGAGUUGCUAAUGUCGCUAACUGUAAUAAUCUGGCAGCGUCGAGACCGGGUCUCAAACGUUUACAUGCGAAAUCAAACAAGUGACCGAGCGGCACCAGGCGGGGAAAACAAAAUAGUUGAAGUACAACAGACUCAAGUGCGCUAGCGCCCUCUUUUGGCUGCACUGUGUCGCCUCCUGAGGACCGCAGUGGUACUGCAAGAACGAACGUCAUGGCUGAAAUUGUCUUCUUGGUACAAAUUGUACCUUUAAGCUUUGCAGGACUGGACUCCUGGACGAGCACACCAAAAGACUCUUAUUUUGGUAAGAAAUAGAACCAUUUAUACAAAGGUAACAUGAAGUGUGGGGAACAUUCUCCUCUCCAUAUAUUCCCCACCUCGCCCCGAAAGAAGCUGUUAUUUUUGGGAAAAUGCCCUCUUGUGAAAUGUAAAACAAGCACAACUCGCUUCCCAAGAGACAACGGGGUUUGUGGUGAUGAUGAUGGUGAUGAUGAUGAUGAUGAUGACGACGAUUUAACCACUGGUUGUAUGAUUUCAUGCUGUUGGAUUAAAAGACAACUUACUCACCAAGCUGCGCCAGCGUUAUUGGAGCAUUCUUACUUAGUCGCUCCACAGUGUUGUGUGCUUCCAUUUUGAUCCUGCGGCCCUUUAAAUUAGCUCCGCCCAGUCUGCUUUCUCAGCUUACUGUUGAUUCUACAUCUUAUUAUUUCAGCCUCUGUUUAACUUCACAUAUGUUGUCAUUUAGCUUAUUUUAAUUGUCAGUUAUUUAAAGUUAUAGUGUAUAUGAUUACAUAUUACAUAUAACAGCAAA